AUGGAUACAUCAAAAGUGAACGGUGUAAGCUCUAAUAAUAGUUCACACCACUUACAUGCGUGUAUCAAAGAUAGGAAGACUGCGAGCAGCCACUGCACGGUAAAUCUGCCGACAACCUACCCGUCCCAAGCUCUUCGGUUUCUCAAGAGAGUGGGCACCGAACACUCAGCUUCUGACGAAAUCAAUAAUACUCGGCCAUCGUCCCAGCAAGCCCAAGUCAAGUUAAAUAUCGUAAUUGUGGGUGCAGGGCUGUGUGGACUGUCACUUGCCGUUGCUCUCAGCAGACGAGGACAUUCAGUGCGGCUACUGGAGCAGGCUUCCCAACUCGGUGAGGUUGGUGCAGGCAUUCAGAUUCCUCCAAAUUCCGGACGACUCCUCCAGCGCUGGAAUGUACUUCAGCACCUGCACAAGGACGCAGUCCAACCUGAGGGCAUAUAUUUCCGUCGGUGGGAGACCGGCAACACAAUUGGAUACACAGCUCUAGGGCAGACUUUCCAAGACGAUUUCGACGUGCCGUACUAUGUGCUUCAUCGCGCGCAUUUCCAUGAGGCACUGUACCAGCGGGCGUUGGAACUCGGUGUGUCGGUGAAACUCGGGUGCAGAGUCAAAGAGUACGAAGAUAGCAAGGGCUCAGUAGUGCUAGAGAGCGGCCAAAGAAUUCAUGGAGAUCUCAUCAUAGCCGCGGACGGAAUCAACUCAGCGGCACGGGCAACACUAUUUCCUGAUACCAAUAAUGAGCCAGAUUUUCACGGCUUUGCAGCCUACAGAGCUACAGUCCCUAUCGCAAGAAUGAAAGAGGACCCAGACAUCGCUUCGAUGUUAGACAAGCCAGCUCUGAACAUCUGGAUUGGCGAAGACCGACAUGUCAUGACCUAUGCGAUUGCGGGCGGAGAGUCAUUUAACAUGGUCUUGUCUCAUAUUGACCAUUCCAAUCCAGCGAGUUGGGCAAAAAGGUUUCUCAAAGAAGAUGUCCAGAAGGAAUUCAAAGGAUGGGAUCCGAGGCUCACAAAGAUCAUCUCUCUUAUCGAUGAAUGCCUCAAAUGGCCUCUAAAAGUUGGCCGCUCACUCCAAACGUGGACUUCACCUUCAUCUCGGCUUAUCAUUGUAGGCGACGCUGCCCAUGCUAUGUUGCCCUACAUGUCGCAAGGGGCCGCGAUGGCUGUGGAGGACGGGGCCGCGCUCGCCGUCGUUCUUAACAAAAUUACAUCGCUCGAAGAACUCCCUUUUGCCCUCCGAUUGUUUGAAAAAGAGCGGAUGAAGCGGUGUGGAGACAUGCAAAACGCUAGUACAGUGAAUGGGUAUAUUUGGCACUUCCCUGAUGGCCCAGAGCAAGUGGCAAGAGAUUCUGCAAUGUCUGCCGAGGUAUUAGGUCUUCCAUUUACCAGUAGCGCUAAUCAGUGGAGUGAUCCGGUAACCCAAUGGUGGGCGUAUGGAUACGACGCCGAGAGUGUCAUGGAAGAAGCAUGGAACAAAUCUGUUCGAGAAUUGAUUGCACGUGCAGCCAAACAUGAGUGA
Bipolaris victoriae FI3 is the source of this 1515-nucleotide messenger RNA. RefSeq lists its product as hypothetical. NCBI's taxonomy places the organism in Eukaryota, Fungi, Ascomycota, Dothideomycetes, Pleosporales, Pleosporaceae. The record is from RefSeq and is a predicted model, not a curated record. The transcript has 5 exons. The coding region runs from base 1 to 1515 and encodes 504 amino acids. Gene Ontology annotation, molecular function: FAD binding; monooxygenase activity. Gene Ontology annotation, biological process: secondary metabolite biosynthetic process.